GCGACGGCUGAUCAUGGAGAUUGAGAACAUCGUGGCUAACACGGUGCUGCUCAAAGCCCGGGAAGGAGGAGGUGGCAAACGAAAUGGUCGAAGUAAGAAAUGGAAGGAGAUGCUAAAGUUACCCCAUAUCAGCUAUUGUAAUGAACUCAGAUAUUCCAUUGAGAAGGACUAUAACAGUCUUUGCGACAAGCAGCCCAUUGGAAGACUUCUUUUCAGGCAGUUCUGUGAUACAAAGCUUGAUCUAAAGAAAUGUAUUGAAUUUCUGGAUGCAGUGGCAAAAUAUGAGGUGGCUUCAGAUGAAAAUCGAAGAGACUCUGCUCUGAAGGUUUUAGACAAAUACUUCAACAAUGGGUCUGCUGCCCAUUUACCGGAAAUACCUCAGGAUAUAGUGAAAGAAUGUAAAGAGAGGCUGGAGCAGAGCCCUUGCAAAGAGCUUUUUAAAGACUGCACUAGGGUUGUCCAUGAUUAUUUAAGUGGAAGACCAUUUGAGGAGUACCAGGAAAGCAUGUAUUUCUCUCGAUUUUUACAAUGGAAAUGGUUGGAAAGGCAACCUGUAACCAAAAAUACAUUUAGACAUUACAGAGUUCUAGGAAAAGGAGGAUUUGGAGAGGUUUGUGCCUGCCAAGUACGGGCAACAGGAAAAAUGUAUGCUUGUAAAAAGCUAGAAAAAAAGAGAAUUAAGAAGAGAAAAGGAGAAUCUAUGGCAUUAAAUGAAAAGAGAAUUUUAGAAAAAGUGCAUAGUAGGUUUGUAGUUAGUUUAUCCUACACAUAUGAAACAAAAGAUGCCUUGUGUUUAGUCCUAACUAUUAUGAAUGGAGGGGAUUUGAAGUUCCACAUAUACAACAUGGGAAACCCUGGCUUGGAUGAAGAAAGGGCCAUAUUCUAUGCUGCGGAGCUAUGCUGUGGCUUGGAAGAUUUACAAAGGGAAAGAAUUGUUUACAGGGAUUUGAAGCCUGAAAACAUUCUGCUGGAUGAUCGUGGGCAUAUACGGAUCUCAGAUCUUGGGCUAGCUAUGCAAAUCCCAGAUGGAGAAACAAUCCGAGGAAGAGUGGGAACGGUUGGCUACAUGGCUCCAGAAGUUAUCAAUAAUGAAAACUAUACGUUUAGUCCUGAUUGGUGGGGACUUGGCUGCCUAAUUUAUGAAAUGAUUCAGGGACAAUCACCAUUCAGGAAACGCAAAGAGAAAGUCAAACGUGAGGAGGUAGAUCGCAGAGUGAAGGAAGACCAAGAAGUGUACUCCGAGAAGUUUUCAGAGGAGGCACAGUCUAUCUGCAGGAUGUUACUUGCAAAAGAUCCAAGAAAACGAUUGGGCUGCAAAGGAGAGGGAGCUGCUGGUGUAAAGCUGCAUCCUUUUUUCAAGGGCAUUAACUUCAAGAGACUGGAAGCAAACAUGUUAGACCCCCCUUUUUCCCCUGAUCCACGCGCAGUAUAUUGUAAAGAUGUUUUGGAUAUCGAGCAAUUCUCUACAGUAAAAGGAGUGAACCUGGAUACCACAGAUGAUGAUUUCUAUUCCAAAUUUGUUACAGGUUGUGUCUCCAUCCCCUGGCAAAAUGAGAUGAUUGAAACGGAAUGUUUCAAAGACAUCAACACAUAUGAAAAUGACAACCUGACAUCAGAUGGAGAUGAUAACAAGCAGAUUCCCAGACCAAAGAGAGGCUUCUUUCAUAGACUCUUCAGAAGAGGGGUCUGUUUUAAAUCUGAUUACAGUGAUAAUGAAGAGGAGCCAAUGAAACUAUAAACCACCGAAUAAUAUCCCAGAGCCAAAUGCUAAGAAUAAAUAAAUUCUGGAUAUUUUAUUGUAUCUAUGAACUGUAAUAAAAAAAAUUAUUAUAAAUUUUAAAACACACCAUAUGAGUUUACAGAUUUUGUAUAUUUGUACUCAAAUUAUGUUCAGAUGUAUAUUUUCACUAAAGCUGUAUUGAAGAAAAAGCCUUAAAAUUCCAUUUUGUUGUAAUACAUUUACUGUUAUGAAUUCCAAUAUGUAUAGUAGCUGUCAGCUAUGUCUGAGCAUAUGUGGGGGUGGGGGUGUAUGUUAACUGAAGUGACUUGGAAAGGAGCACAAUCAUGCGGUUAGAGAAAGGGUGUGAGGAUCAACUUAAAUCCAAAGUUAUUAUUUAUGAUUGUUCAGAAUCCUUAUUGAACUUACAGUAACAGGGAAUGGCAUUAGCUUCCUUGUUUUGAUGUUAAGUGUACUGACUUCUAGGACAUGGGGCAGAGAUUCAGUCUCCCUCUUCUCAGGCUGCAUUCAGAGGUACAAGAAAAUCACUUUAUAGAUAUAGAGGGAGAAAUAAAUGUUGUCCUUUUUACAAAUAUAGCAUACUUCUUUCAAAGGUUUAUUUUUAUUUUUCCAGCUAUGUUCUUGCAAAUUCACAGCUACAAAUCCCCAGAUAGGUAUUGUGUCUGUAUCGCCUUUCUUAUACCAAUAUCUUUACCUUCACACUCUUGAUGUUUGUAUGGCUGGUUGUGGCUUUUCUGCUAGACUAUAUUUAUCUGCUUAUUGAAAAAUAAUGUGGUUUCCUGUGACUUUGGAGUCACAGUCUUGGCAGUCAUUAAGAGGGUGCUAACCAAGUGCUGAACCAUUCAAAAAUUUGUUUUAUUAAAGUAUCCUUGUGGGUACUCUGGUGCCUCUGGAUGUUUGGAGCCCCAAAACCAGUUUAAUGGCCAAAUACAAGGUUCUUAAAUGGCAAAGAUUUGCUUUUAUGUUGUCAUAAGUGAAAAAUACAAGUGACAAGGAAAGACCCAAAACUGUAGUUUUGAAAAGAUAUGUUUUAGCAAGUCUAUAGGGGAACAAAAUCAGUCACUGUAACUGUAAAAUAAACAUCAUAUAAAGGUGCUUUGUCUUGCUAUGAUAUUCAUUUGGCUAAUAGAAAACUCAGAUUUUUGCAGAAAGAUAUG
Messenger RNA from Gracilinanus agilis (Agile Gracile Mouse Opossum), 2895 nucleotides. RefSeq names its product G protein-coupled receptor kinase 4 (gene GRK4). The coding region runs from base 14 to 1738 and encodes 574 amino acids. NCBI's taxonomy places the organism in Eukaryota, Metazoa, Chordata, Mammalia, Didelphimorphia, Didelphidae. Gene Ontology annotation, cellular component: cytoplasm. The transcript has 16 exons. The record is from RefSeq and is a predicted model, not a curated record. Gene Ontology annotation, molecular function: ATP binding; G protein-coupled receptor kinase activity. Gene Ontology annotation, biological process: signal transduction; protein phosphorylation; regulation of signal transduction.